UUCCGUUCUCUUUUAGUAUAUUUUUUAUCUUUCAAGAAAGUUUUCUCUUCCCGAGCCUGGGACCUGGGUGAUUCGUGCUCUUGGAGUUUUUAGGGAUUGAGUCUUUGGUGGACACAGAGUCAGGGUUAAAGAGAUAUGGCUAACCAGGGGGCGAAGAAGCGGAAAGAAGAAAACAGUAAGCACUUGGCCAAGCUUCUUCGUGUUAUCAUCAUCUGCAAUGUUAUUUAUGUCAUAGUAAGGUUGCUUAUCUUACAUUCUUCGGUAACCUGGAAACAUUUCGUUGGCCUCCUUGUGACGUCAGCAGCUUAUGCUCUUUCGUACAAACAACUUGCCCAAAUGGCCGAACCAUCUUAUGAUGAUGCUGGAGACCUUCUAGAUGGGGGUUAUGAUAUGAGCACUGGUGGAAUUUGCAGUUAUCUGCAUGACGUGAUCUAUAUUACAAGCUUUGUGCAAGUAAUGUCAAUCCUCUCCGGCAAAUUUUGGUACACAUAUCUGGUGAUUCCAGCCUUUGCUGCAUACAAACUUUCUGGUCUUGCCAAAGGAUUUCUAUCUCAUGAUUCAGAUGGAGUCCCGGAAGAUGAGAAAAGCAGGAAGAAGAGGGAAAAGCUGGAGAAAAAAGCUUCAAGACCCAAAUUCGUCAAGACGAGGAGUAAGUAAGUUUUUCUUUGUAGUCCAUUGAGUGAAUCAAAACAUAGAGUCAAAGAAUGAAUAGAAUAUUUAGAUCGAAAUUUGCUUAGGCUCCCUGAAAAUAUGUGUGGAUUAUCUUGAAAUUUAAAGAAGCAAUUUUACUUGUUAAUUCGUUUAACCAUUGGGAUUUUCUUGACUUCACUCGAGCGUUCACUUUUCGGAACUUUGCUUCU
This is a messenger RNA of Papaver somniferum (opium poppy), 860 nucleotides long. RefSeq names its product transmembrane protein 208 homolog. NCBI's taxonomy places the organism in Eukaryota, Viridiplantae, Streptophyta, Magnoliopsida, Ranunculales, Papaveraceae. Gene Ontology annotation, biological process: vacuolar protein processing. The transcript is spliced from 6 exons. The record is from RefSeq and is a predicted model, not a curated record. Gene Ontology annotation, cellular component: intracellular membrane-bounded organelle. Bases 136 to 657 code for a protein of 173 amino acids.